This is a messenger RNA of Cylindrotheca closterium, 693 nucleotides long. NCBI's taxonomy places the organism in Eukaryota, Bacillariophyta, Bacillariophyceae, Bacillariales, Bacillariaceae. The record is from the annotation of a GenBank genome assembly.
AUGCAACCGCAAGAUUUUGUUAACUGGACAAACAGCAAGUCUGAUGCGUUUAGUGAAGGUACCCUUGCAGCUGCUGCUGGUACUCCUAAUCUUCAUCAGUGGCUCAUGAAUCAAGCCACGUUAAAAUGCAGACAACUACAAGCCGACAAGUCAGCCAAUCAUCUUUGGAGAACCACUACAACCCCUCAAGAUAUCAAUGGUGAUUUUGUUGCCAUGAUCGCUCCUAUUAUUGCUGCUCAGAAAGGAAAGAGUGUUGACAAGAAAGGCGGAAAAGGAAAAACGGCUCCCAAGGCCACUACUACAGAAGACAAAUUGCCUCCCUUUGUCCGACACUUCAAGAAACCAGAAUCUGAGGGAGGUACACCAUAUGUUAUUGGGGAUACCAAAACGCAUAACAAUGCAACUUGGCAUUUCUGCGGUUGUCCCAAACACCGUAACAACCUCAAAUGGCACACCCAUCCUACUGCUGACUGCAAAACCCGCAAGACCUGGUUGGAAGAAAAAGCUGCAGCUGCUGCUGUAGCCAAUGCAGGUGAUGUUCAAUCCAAAAUUCCAAUUGAGAAAGGCUCUGCUGCCAGCAACGCCACUUCCGAUGUAAUUGCGCUUCUUGCUAAUGCACUCUCGAUGAUCGGUAAUGAUGACGCACUUCAUGAUCUCAUUUCUGAGGCACUCUCUGCCUUGCAUCAGACUUGA